This is a messenger RNA of Cylas formicarius (sweet potato weevil), 583 nucleotides long. It is a transcript of the gene Gemin7, whose product is annotated as gem-associated protein 7-like. The record is from RefSeq and is a predicted model, not a curated record. Gene Ontology annotation, cellular component: SMN-Sm protein complex. Gene Ontology annotation, biological process: spliceosomal snRNP assembly. The transcript is spliced from 2 exons. Lineage: Eukaryota; Metazoa; Arthropoda; Insecta; Coleoptera; Brentidae. The coding region runs from base 140 to 415 and encodes 91 amino acids.
AAUAAACGGCAUCAAGUUUGUAAAUACAAGAUUUAACAUUAUGUAAUUUAUUUCCGUAGUAGGUUCGUCGAACGUUGGCAAACGUGUUUAAAACAUAACCAAUAAAUUUUUGCGUUUAGUGUUGUGUUUAAUUUUAAUUAUGUCCGAGGGAAACGCGGGUGUUACCGAGGAACAAGAGGCGGCCGCCUUUCUGCGAGAGAAAUUCCUGUACUUUAUUUCGACAUUGCCAGGUGCCGGGAAAACGUGCAAAAUUCGGAUGUACGACAACACGGAGGUGACGGCGCAGCUAAAAGCGUUCGACGCCAACUUCGACCACGUCGUGGUGGAAAACUUGAAGACGCACCUGCCGCAGCCUUUAAAGAAGGCGAUUUUAAGAACCAGCGACGUGAUAUCGAUAUCCUAUGAUACCGAUUAGUUGAGGUUAUGUGAAUUUCGGUUGGCGCAGGGACAUAAAAACUUUGAUUUAAAUUUUGUAAUUUAUAACUCCUGGAGGAGUACCGGAGAUUUUAUCAAGUUGGCAGCGCCAAACGAGGUAGAGCGAGCAAUAAAUUUACACUAUGGCAAUCCUGUUUGCUUUUAGAAC